This is a messenger RNA of Diprion similis, 1577 nucleotides long. RefSeq names its product multiple inositol polyphosphate phosphatase 1-like. Bases 29 to 1570 code for a protein of 513 amino acids. The transcript is spliced from 8 exons. Lineage: Eukaryota; Metazoa; Arthropoda; Insecta; Hymenoptera; Diprionidae. The record is from RefSeq and is a predicted model, not a curated record. Gene Ontology annotation, molecular function: acid phosphatase activity; inositol phosphate phosphatase activity.
GAAACAAUUCAAGUCUGUCCACGACCAAAUGUUACGAGUAAAAGAAUCGCUACUUAUUCUAAUCGCCACGUUGUUAUCAUCCGGCCACGUUUUAUGUCAGAAAGCUGAGUAUUGUUACGCUUACAAUGAGAAUCCAUAUUUAGGAAUGGGCACGAAAACUGCCUACAAAUUUAUUCAUGGCGGUGAAACACCGUACGAAACGGUACCAAACUGCAAGCCGAUACAGAUAUGGAUGAUGGUAAGACAUGGAACCCGAUAUCCGGGUACAAGAGAAAUCCGCGGAAUGAGAUCCCUUCCAAAGUUACGAAAUCAGAUAAUUUACAAUCACAAAGUACGAGGAUCGGGUCGUUUGUGCCCUGAGGAUCUGGAGAAUCUGAAGCGUUGGCGACUCAGUAAAUCUAUUACAUACGUUAACUCCGACCAACUAAAUAGCCAGGGGAUCGAGGACAUGAAUCAACUCGGCAAACGUAUCAGGACUAAUUUUCCGGAAUUAUUUCCACCUGCGGUAACUGAUGUCAGCGCAAGGAAUUACAAGUUCCGUAUGGCGCGAGGGGGACGAAUGAGUUCGAGCCUGACGGCAUUUAGAGAUGGACUCUUGAACGGAGUCUAUGUUCCAAAAGAUGAACUUCCAGCCAACAGCACAUUGUGGGUGGCAUAUUCGCGUUGUCCAAGGUGGGAAACGGACGUGGCAAACGAUCCAGUGCACCUCAACGAAGCAAUAAAGUUUGUCCAUGGUCCAGAGUACCAGAAUCUGAUAACAAACGUUAGUCAACGACUCGGAUUCCACCACAAUGUUAGUUCAGAUGCGGUUCGACAAAUGUGGGAAAUGUGCAGUUACGACAAGGCGUUGAAGGUGUCAAAGUUGUCGCCAUGGUGCGCGGUCUUCACCGAUGAGGAAAUGAGGGUCUUCGAAUACAAGGACGCCUUGAUUGACUACUAUAAGCGUGGAAACGCUCACGAAUACAACGUCCGGUUGGGCUGCCCGCCUCUGCGAGACAUGGUCGAUAGUUUCCGAAAAAUCGAAGGCGAGGACGGUGGCUACUCGGUGGAGCCGAAAGGCGUUUUCAACGUCGGGAGAUCGAGAAGCUACCAUUUGUUCAUGGCUGCCUUGGGCAUCGUCAACGAUUCCUCGCCCCUGCUAGCGAGCGAUUUCAAACUUAGGAAAAAAUACUUGUGGAAUACGACGGAGAUUGGAUCAUUCGGAGCCAACAUCGCGGCUGUAUUUUACAAAUGCAACGACACGGCCUCGCCUAACAAAGUCAAGUUUUAUCAGACUGAAAAGCCCGUCGACUACCCGGGAUGCGUGGAGGGUUUGUGCGACUGGGAGUACUUGAAGAGUAAAUUUGAAAAAGCGGUAGCGAGAUGUGACGAUGUCGAGUUUUGUGGCCAAAUUGUCGUCGCCGAACCGUUGAUCGAGAUUUUGCCGUCGUCGGAACAGUUCAUGCUCGUACUUUGUGUCCUGAUUCUCCUCGUCCUCAACGGACCGCGUCUGAAACGGAUAUUAAGAAAAAUGCCACCAUGUUGUUAUUACAGAUGCAGAAGUCGUCCAUUUGUGAUAUUAAAUGUAUAAAAUUUGA